ACACUUACCUGAACACAAAACAAUCACAGUCACCUCAGAUAUCGGGCCCUAGGCCUAUAGAUGCGUAGCUAGAGUAUCGAUCGCUAGGACACUACAGGACCCACCACAUAGGGGUUCAAACGCGCGCUGAAGAGGUUCAUCCAGGAUAUAACUAUAACUGCAAGGAAAAGAAGGCCCCUUCGCUGGUAUAUCGUUGCCGCAAUUGCCAGGCCUCAAGCUGGAAGCUGCAUCGAUCGGUAUCUGGGAAUUCAGUAGUAACCAUGAAUUUUCGCUCGAAGCUGCUCGCCAUCCAGAGCACAAAGCUCGCGGAUUUGACGUCGAUACGGAAUUCUGCUCCACGGAAGGCUAGCGAGGACCAGGAUGUGGACGAGAUCGUCCCGGAGGUCAUCUCUUUGAAGAAACUCAGGCUGGACGUCAGGAAUGACUGGCAGCAUGCUUGUGAAGCGUAUGCCACUUCUCACGACGGAGAACAGCUGGACGAGGACCUCAUAACGGGAUAUGUGGAAGGUGCUGUAAGGGAAUACGUUUUGGACAGGGCGUACGAGGAACCAAGCUUCGCCUCAAGUACCGAAUCUAGGUCGACGUUUUACCAAAAGUUGUUCGACUCGCUCGAUAUCGGGCUUGUCUUGUUCGAAGUCGCCUACGAGCAAUAUCAAACCACAGCUUCGUUAGACUCUGGCGCAUCGCUCAGUUUGAUCCUAGAAGACUUGGGGGAUGUCCUGUCUGUCCAAAGCUGGAGCGUGAUCUUCGGCUGGGUAGAGCGCAGAGCUGAACAGAUCACAGCAGGAAUGCAACCAUCUAAAGGGAAAUCUUUAACGCUGCUGAAGCUGUUGAAUCAUCUCUUACAACAAACGUCUCAUGUGAUGGUUGAUUUCGAAUCCAGUACGGAUACGCUUCUGCUGAGAGCCCGAAUACACCUGUUCAUUACCGAGUGGUUCAAGCUGAACGACAUGAGCGGCGUCAAUCUGCGAGGAGAAUACUCGGAGAUGAGGCAAAGGUGGCCGGGAAUGAACGGUGAUGAUGAGGACGAGGAAGAUGAGGAGGAAAAAGAGCUUGAAGCGGGCGCGAGGGAGGAUCUGACCGAGACCAAGGUGGAAGCAGAAGAUGCCACGACGAUGGAAUCGAAGGAGAUCGAGGGCACCGGUCCGGAGGUACCCAACGGCCAAGCAACAGCAACGGGGGAGAAGCAGGCCGAUCAGCAGGGAACGACAGACUCAGAGACAGGAGCUGCUGCUGGUAAGCAGAAUCCCGAAGAUGCUGCGGAUCGUAUGGAGGUGGAUGGGCCAGAAACACAGGCCAAGUCAGAGGAAGAGGCCGAUUCUGCCGUGCCAAAGCAGGAGGACCUCUACUCCGUGCUAUACCAUCUUCAAGUCGCCUUCACCAAUCCGCCGUCUCUCGCCGGUUCUCGCCCAGUAACAGCGGCCAGUACAUCUACCUCUGCGAGCGAGACGCCCAUACAAGCUUUCAGAAGGCGGACAGGCGUCCUUCUCAACGAAUUGAGUAGUCGGCGAGGGGAAGCCAUUGAGAUGGCCAAGAGCAUGCGAGAGGCGGCUUUAGCCGGCACUGAGGAGACUGAUCUGCGGACAGACGAGUAUCCGGCUUUUCUGGUCAACCGGCGGACUUUGGAAGCCGAUUUGGUCAACCCGAUAUAUCGCAAGCGGAUAUACGCACAGUUUCUGGUUCUAUUACAACAAAUCGCGCAGUUGACGGAGAAGGAGAGGCCAAAGCAUCCUAAAACGCCGCAAUUCCCGCCAUCCUUUUUUGUUGAGGUGUCAGAUGCUGACUGGGCAGGCGAGACUGCUAGUCAGAUCAGGAUCGAACUGAUGAAACUACCUGACGGAAGGGACUUCGAAGCUCGGAUCCGCAAAAUGCUCGAGAUGGAUAGACACUAUGCUCUUUGGAAGCAGCUAUCUUGUCCACCUUUAGAUCAGAAACCAGCGGAAGAUUCGACCUUGGAGCAAGCCGAGAUAAACCGGAAGCGAAUCAUUGCUCCUUUGAAGCCGUAUCGGUGGUCUGCCGGAACAAAGAGUUUGAGCCGCCUAGGUACCGACCCUCUGACCGGUGUCGAUCAGCUCAAGGGUUUCAAGGUAGCGGAGACUGUGCAGAGCUUGAAGGAAAAGUAUGACCGCGAAGUUGAAGAGGAAGAGGACGAAAAGGCUAUGGGCCGGGAAUAUACCACAAAGCUGGGACCAUUCGUCGAAAACAAAGCAUCUCUGUCAUGGAAAGCCCUGCGCCUGGCCAGUCGAACCGAUCUGAAUGCCUUUCCGAAGGCGCGAAACGGAGAUCUGCCGGACCUCGUCUCAGCCAUCGAAGCGAGGCGAUCGGAACAGGCUGGUACAAAUGCUGCCGCUCCCGAAAACGAGGAACCAGCCGGUAUGGACAACAUUGGUGCUGACGGCGAAACGCCUGGGCCUGAAGAGGUCGCCGAGGCAGAAGGCGAGGCAGCAGCAACUGAUGCGAUCAAAGCGGAAGCUCCUUCGGAAGCGAUGAAUGUCGAGCCAGAAAAGGCGGACCUGCCGACCGAAAUGAUAGCUGGCGAAGCGUUGGAAACAUCUGACUCUGCUGCCGCCGAGACCGAGUCAAUGAACGUAGAACCGAAAGUGGAAGAGACAAAGGUGGAUGAUGCCGAGGCAGUGAUGCAGGAGGGAGGUGUAUGAAGGGGGAGAAUCUGGGUCCAGUCUUCCAUAUAUCAGGGAGAUGAGUAGACGAGGUGUAUGCGUGGGUCCCAGAGACCUGGAUUACAUAAUCAUGAUACUAGCACCGCAGGACAUGCUAUGCUUGAAAGUCUAUAUCGUUAAGUAAGAAGCGUAUACU
This is a messenger RNA of Filobasidium floriforme, 2814 nucleotides long. Its product is annotated as THO complex subunit 1 transcription elongation factor-domain-containing protein. The record is from RefSeq and is a predicted model, not a curated record. Gene Ontology annotation, biological process: mRNA export from nucleus; regulation of DNA-templated transcription elongation. Gene Ontology annotation, cellular component: THO complex part of transcription export complex. The coding region runs from base 261 to 2657 and encodes 798 amino acids. Lineage: Eukaryota; Fungi; Basidiomycota; Tremellomycetes; Filobasidiales; Filobasidiaceae. The transcript has 9 exons.